AUUAUGAUGCUUUAGCAAGAUUUUUAUUGACCUCUGAAGAAUACGAACAAAGUGAUGCUAUUGCAAACGUGAUUACUGAACAGUUCAAAUCAAAAAUUCUUGUUAGGACACGAGAAAAUGAAGAGGCCAUUGCUAUUGAAUCUUCUCGUCUUGCACAACUUCUUCAAAUGCAUAAAAGAUCUGAAAACAUGUCAGAAGAAACUUUACGUUACGUGUCCACAAGUCUGUCCAAUUUUGAGAGAAUUGAAACUUUAGCUAUUUUAUUAAAAGAGUCAAAACGAUACAACUUGGAUUUGGCACCAAAAUUUGUAUCUUGUCGUGGAGAGCUUAUUGAACUCUUGAUUAGCUCUGGAGUUGCAAGAUAUUUGGAAUUUAAAGCAAUGGAUAAGACUUAUAUCUAUUCUAUAGAUGCGUUUGAUAAGGUCCCAUGUUCUAAAGAAGACGUUUUUACCAACAAGUCUAUUUCUUUGGUUGAAAAACGCAAAUUGAUGAGAUUUUUAACUUUUGCGUUAGAUUAUACCAAUUCUCCAGAUAUAUAUAAGGACUAUGAAGAGAAAUCGUUUGUUACCUUACUUACUGAGAAAUUCAAAAUUGAUGGAAAAUUAUUGAUGGCUGUCUUAUACGCGAUUGCUUUGAUUCGUACCAAUGCAAAUGAUGUUAACACCAUACAAGGUUUGGAAAAAACACAGAGAUAUCUUAGAUCACUUGGUAGAUAUGGUAAUACUGCAUUUUUAGUUGGUUUAUAUGGUUGUGGUAGCGAAAUAGCACAAGGAUUUUGUAGAAUCUGUGCAGUAUAUGGUGGAAUUUAUAUGCUUGAUCAUUCAGUAAAAUACCUUUUGAUUGAUGAGGGCUCAAAUAAGUUCACAGGAUUAAUAGAUGUGAAUGAUCAACAAAUAUCAUCUACUUUCUUGGUCUCAUCUAUCGACUACCUUCCACCAGUAUUUUUCAAAGGCGACGAGUGUUGGGAAACAACGUCACGUGCGAUAGUGAUCAUAGAUAAAUUUAUACAUGAAGAAAACGGUGAUGCAUCAUUAACCAUUUACCCACCAGGAACAGUGAAAAAUAAAUAUCCUAUAACCGUGCUCCAAUUAUCUGCUGGAACGCAAACAUGCCCAGAAGACAGAU
Molecule: messenger RNA, 1125 nt
Organism: Ambispora leptoticha
Lineage: Eukaryota; Fungi; Glomeromycota; Glomeromycetes; Archaeosporales; Ambisporaceae
Source: the annotation of a GenBank genome assembly